ACUUUUCUGGCCCAGUUGUGAUGUUUACGUGAAAACGUGCGUUUGGAGCGACCACGUCCUCUCGCCGAUUCUCCAAAUGCGGAUGCAGUGCAGCCAGUUGUGAGAUCUCCCCCGAAAAAAAAUCCCCGAGAUGAAGUUCGCCGAGCAUCUGACCGCUCAUAUAACGCCCGAGUGGCGGAAGCAGUACAUUAACUACGAGGAGAUGAAGGCCAUGCUGUACGCAGCCAUCGAACAGUCUCCGUCCGCCGAGCUCGUUGAGCGGGAGAUGGUGACGCGGUACUUCGCCAAGUUCGAUGAGGAGUUCUUCCACUACUGCGACAAGGAGCUGGCCAAGAUCAACACAUUCUACUCGGAGAAGAUGGCCGAGGCGACCCGCAAAUAUGGCAGUCUGCGAAGCGAACUAACCGAGGCCCUGGAGAUGGGGCAUCCGAAGAAGCUGCCCGCCUGGAAGAGGCGAACGCCGCUGGGCAAGAAGAAUGUGCCGGCGCGCAAGAUACAGGAUCUCAAGUUGGCAUUUAGUGAAUUUUACCUGGGGCUGAUACUGCUCCAGAACUAUCAGAACCUCAACUUCACGGGUUUCCGUAAGAUACUUAAGAAACACGACAAGCUGCUCAGUGUGGACUACGGAGCACGUUGGCGAAUGGAUCACGUGGAGGCGGCUCACUUUUACACCAACAAGGACAUCGAUCGGCUGAUCCAGGAAACGGAGCAGGCCGUCACGCAGGACAUCGAAGGAGGUGAUCGACAGAGGGCCAUGAAGCGAUUGAGGGUUCCGCCGCUGGGUGAGCAGCAGAGUCCUUGGACCACCUUCAAAGUGGGUCUCUUCUCCGGCGCCUUUGUUGUCCUUUUCAUAACGGUUGUGAUUGCGGCCAUGUUCUACGGAUUUGGCGAGAAUUGGCGGGCCGGAAUGCGGAUGUUCCGAGCUCCCUUCCUCAUCAUCGAAUGCCUCUUCCUCUGGGGCGUCAAUGUCUACGGAUGGCGAUCGUCCGGCGUGAAUCACGUGCUCAUCUUCGAGUUGGAUCCACGGAAUCAUCUCUCCGAGCAAAACAUCAUGGAGGUGGCAUCGAUAUUUGGAGUUAUCUGGGCCUGUGCCGUGCUGAGCUAUAUCUUUUGCGAUCCGCUGGGCAUUCCACAGUAUGCUGCCCCACUUUGCCUCUACACAUUGAUGGCCGCCUUUCUACUUAAUCCCACAAAGACUUUCCAUCACGAAGCCCGAUUUUGGGCUUUGAGGGUGUUGAUACGCGUGAUAAUGGCGCCCUUCUGUUUCGUUAACUUUGCCGAUUUCUGGCUGGCCGAUCAGCUGAACAGUAUGGUGCCAGCUUUUCUGGAUAUACCCUUCCUGAUUUGCUUCUUUGGUCGCAGUCCCACGUGGCACAAAGCUGGAAAGGACGCCAGCCACUGCGUGGAGUAUGUGUCCCUGUUGCAUCCCAUUGUUGCCAUUUUGCCCGCCUACUUCCGGUUUGCCCAGUGCAUCCGCCGAUACCGCGACACAAAGGAGUCAUUUCCGCAUUUGGUGAACGCAGCGAAGUAUGCAACUUCCUUCUUCGUGGUGAUAUUCGCCCACAAAUACCACACGACCACGGACACCUACCCGCUGUCGAAGGAGAAUCCUUGGUUCUAUUGCUGGAUUACGGCGGCCAUCUUCUCCUCCUGCUACGCAUACACAUGGGACAUCAAGAUGGACUGGGGAUUGUUCGACUCGAAGGCGGGCGACAAUCGAUUCUUGCGUGAGGAAAUCGUUUAUUCAUCGACGUGGUUCUACUACUUCGGCAUAAUUGAGGACUUAAUACUGCGCUUCAGCUGGACCCUCUCCAUGAGUCUAAUUGAGGCCGGCUAUAUCGAGGGCGACGUAAUGAUGACCAUUCUCAGUCCCCUGGAGGUUUUCCGUCGCUUCAUUUGGAAUUACUUUCGGUUGGAGAACGAGCAUCUGAACAACGUGGGCAAGUUCAGGGCGGUGAGGGAUAUAUCCGUGGCACCCAUGGAUUGCUCAGAUCAGACCACAAUUCUACGCAUGAUGGAUGAAACGGAUGGAGUGCUGAAUCGAAGGCGUGGAAAAGCCGCUGGCGGCAAAUCCGCAACCAAGAAGAACAAACAGGAGCAGCGCCUCCUCCUCCAAGGAGAAUCCAUCGAGGACCUUUGCUCGUAAAUAGAAGGAUGUGGAUGCGGAUGCGGAUACCCAAUGAACAACUCUCUGUGUGCACAAAUUUUCAGUUCAUGCCAAUAAAACACUGCAGUUUCAUUUUUGGACAAUGACUGAAA
Messenger RNA from Drosophila ficusphila, 2259 nucleotides. It is a transcript of the gene PXo, whose product is annotated as xenotropic and polytropic retrovirus receptor 1. NCBI's taxonomy places the organism in Eukaryota, Metazoa, Arthropoda, Insecta, Diptera, Drosophilidae. The record is from RefSeq and is a predicted model, not a curated record. Gene Ontology annotation, cellular component: cytoplasm; Golgi apparatus; plasma membrane. Gene Ontology annotation, molecular function: inositol hexakisphosphate binding. Gene Ontology annotation, biological process: phosphate ion transport; cellular response to phosphate starvation.